Messenger RNA from Blepharisma stoltei, 2102 nucleotides. Lineage: Eukaryota; Ciliophora; Heterotrichea; Heterotrichida; Blepharismidae. The record is from the annotation of a GenBank genome assembly.
AUGGAAACUCGAUCUCAAAGAAAUACACUUCACGCAUGGCCUCCUCCGAACAGAUCAACCCUUCUUUCGCCAACCAGAGUGAUCCCAGACAUGCCAAGAGGAUCAGUUCGAAAUUUAAUCGAAGUUUACGAAAAAAGGAUCCGUGACAGUUCCCCUCAAGAAUCUAUAAUUCCAAGAAGGCAUACAGUUGACGCUCCUAUACGAAGAUUUCAGCAGCAAUUAAAUGACGAGAACUAUAGUCCUGAAGAAAAUUUUGAGCCUAUAGAAGAAGAAUAUAAACAUAAUGAAGAAGUAGAGAAGAAAUUAAUAGAAAGUGAAUAUGAAAUAGAAGAACAAGGGAAGAUAAAGGAGACUUUUGAAGAAGUUAAAAUGAUAGCUGCUAUUCAAGUAGAAAAACUUCCUGAAAAAGAGCUUUUAAAUGAUAAUGAUGAACAAUUAUAUGACAGCGGAAGUGAUAGCAGCCCGAAAAAAGGUGAAAAAGAAAUAAUUGAAGAAAUAAAUAUCGUAAUUCAGCCCAAGAAAAGAGAAGAAAAACCUAAGCAGGAGCUGCUAUUAGAAACAGUUCAUAAUAUUGAAUUUUCUCCUCCCUUUCAAUCCCAAAUCAAAUUUACUCCAAAACAGGUGUCACCAAGCAGCUUUUUUUCCCCUAAAAGUUAUUCUAAGUUUUCAUUUAGCAGCCCAAAAUCAGAUUUAAAAGCAGAAGGCUCAGAAAUUUCUGUUUCAGCAAGACUUAAAAACAUCUCAACUGCAAUGCAGCUUUCCACAGUUCCAGAUGAAAUUGCAGAUGUGGAUGUUUUGUGUGUUAACUGCUAUGAAUGCAUCCCGACUGACCAAGUUGAUUCUCAUUCUCUUACCUGUCUAAAGCCUUCAAUAGAAGAAAAUGAUCAUUCCCACAUUGAUAUUCGUGUUAAAAAAAUCCUUGGGUCCAUUUCUCAACGACUAAUUGAAGCUACUGGAGAUAAGCUGCUAACUCUUAUGCGAUUGCAAGAGCUUGCUCAUGCAAUUCUUGAAUGCUCGAUUGAUUCUUGUGCUAUUUUAGACAGAUUGGAUUCAAUUGUGGCUUCAUCAGCUACAAUGAGUGAUGGAAUCCCAUGCCUUAUUUUUGCUAAAAGAUUGAUUAUACUAUUUUAGCUUAUAUUACUAUUUUAAUAAGGAUUAAGAGUUAUAUAGAAAUUAUAGGAUUUAGUAUACAUUAAUAGAGGCAAAAGGACCUUUUUCGCCUCCUAAAGAUGAUCUUACUGGAGAUCAACUUUUAAAAGCUUAUGAAGAAGAAGCUGAGCAACAACGAAGAGAACUUGAGAGGUGAAAAUUAAGGUCAGAACUACUAUUGCAGCUUGCUGGAAACUCUGGAGGAAAAGAAAUUGACACUGUUACCAGCGACUUAGGCUCUGAUCUUGAACGAAAUAGCCAAAUUUCUUUUGUUACUGGAGUUUCUGAAUAUAAUACAGAUAUCGGGAAUAUAGAAGACGCUGAACAAGUGAUCCAAGAAAUAUCACAAUUAAAAUAUGGCGAUGUUCGAAUUUUCUGAUCUUCUGACAUAAAUUCAUCUCUUGUAUAUUUUAAUUAUGAGGUUUGAAAGUAUCCCAGCCAGGGAAGCAAGAGAAAACUGUUUUUUCUAGCGGACUUCUGACCUUAGGGAAUCGAAUUUUCCAAAAGGGUGCCGCCUAUCCCAGGCGGUGGAGACUGAGACCUUUAAGGUGCCUGCUUUACCUAAGUAGAUAGCUUGAACCCAAAGAAGAGUCAUCGAAGCCCAAACUUCAAAUCUGGCGUCCUUAUCGAGAAGCAAGAUCAAGGUAACCACACUUUGGAGGUUAAGAGAAAGAUGGCGUAAAUGCCCAAGAGAGGUUUUGGAGGUAGCAGUAGCCGCUGAUAUCCUCCUAAUAGAUGUUAAAUGUAAUGACUAGUAUUUGAUUUGAUCCAAAGAAAUAUCAGAAGAAGAGCUUGAAAAAUACUUCUACUCCAUCUGCAUUAAGAAAAAACUCGAACUUCCUAGAAAUCACCCAGCCCACGGAAAGCCGAUUUCCAAUUUAUAUUCUCAAUGUAAAACUCAACAAAUCCCUAUAUCUCAAUGGGAGGAAUUCGUUAAUAAUGCUUAUAACUAA